Messenger RNA from Exophiala dermatitidis NIH/UT8656, 3288 nucleotides. RefSeq lists its product as uncharacterized. The coding region runs from base 1 to 3288 and encodes 1095 amino acids. The record is from RefSeq and is a predicted model, not a curated record. Lineage: Eukaryota; Fungi; Ascomycota; Eurotiomycetes; Chaetothyriales; Herpotrichiellaceae. The transcript has 2 exons.
AUGUCCCUGUUCCAAGGAGGGCACGGUCACGCCGGUGCGAACAAUGCGGCCCAAGGUCGAAUAUCGAGAAAGCCUACUGGACUCCGUUCUCGAAACAUCACACCACAGACCGCUCCUCUCCCAACCACUGCUGUGUCCUCCAGCCUCUGCACCGCUACAGUGAACUCUCCCCCUGAUUUCAAUUUCCGCGGGCAGCCUUCUCCUCUGAAUCCUACUUCAUCCGCUCCACGAACUAGAAAGAAAAGCUGGAUCAGUAGUGCAUCACAGCAUCUGCGCCUGAGAAAAUCACGGGAGAGGAUGGACUCGACAAAACAUAGCAUUACUUCGGCGACGACCUUGGCGUCUCCAGAGCCAGCGUCAACCCGCGACUUCACCGGUCAAGCACAUACUUUUUCUGCUUCUCGGCCGCCCAACUCUGACCGGCGAAACCGUCCCCUACCUCGCCAAAGCCCUACCGACAAGCCUUUACCCAGUCUUCCUGUGGCAGCGGUCAAGGUCGGAUCACCCGUUCGCCGAUCCCUCAUUGACUGCUCAGAACGUCCUCUACGUCGAUCCAUAUCACCUUCUGGGGGGCAGGGCUGUGAGCAUGACCACUGGCCUACCAUGGCACCUGUAAAACCCAGCCCAGGUCCAGCCGCGCCCCCAAAGGCCGGAUCUGUAGUGAAGCCCAGCUUGGGCGAAAGCAUUAUUGAAGGAAUGCGCGGACUAAAUAUUGAAGAUACUAAGGAAGGAGACAGUCACCACCCUCCCAAGUUUCAUUUCUCGAACAGUGCUGCGAAGUCUGGCAAGGCAUCAAACAAGGCGUCCAAUAGCAAGGCAUUGCUUGAUGUUCCCAACCAUACUUCCGACCGACCGCUCUCUUCCAGCCAACUUCCCAAGCCAAGAGACUCCAUGCUACAAUCCCUGGCACGCCAUGUCGACGCCCCUUCUGCUCGACAGACCAAGACCUCGGCGAUGAGACUGCGUCGGUCUAUUGGCAAAACAGCUUGGGGAUCUGCUGAGAAGAAGCAGGAGAAGGAUGACCACCUGCGUCCAAUUCAAGAGAAGGGCCAGUCGCAAUCAAAGGCAAGAGCAAGACAACUCUCUCCUGGAGGACCUUUCCGCUCGCAGUCGCGUGGUCGGUAUGCCGUCACGGCUCGGGGAUCACCAUACACCAUUCCAUCACGUUUGACUACAAAGUCCCACAAGGCAGCCCAUGAUGCUGAAGACCGCGCAGAAUUUAGCCCGAAUGCGGCGGUCAUGCCACUCAGAGACGAGCAACUAUCGCAUGGUCGUGAUCCCGCUACCACGGGUCAUGCUGUCCCAUCCAAGCAAGCACUUCGUCAGAGUUCGAUUCCCCUGCCAAGCCGGGGUCAGCCUCGAGCAAAAACUGUGGACGGCAAUGAUUCCACUGAUGAGACUAAGCGUUCAGAUGAAAAGAGAGACACGAGUGUCCCAGAGCAUACAUGGGCUGACCUGGCUCCUACGCCUGCUACAAUCGCUCGACAUAACCGCCACCCACAUGAGACUCAGUCCAAACAAGCGCCUCAACUUCUGGACGUCAAGCAAGUCUUGUGUACCCCUCCGCCUCAUGAUGACGAGUCUCAGAUGGGGAGCGAGGGCUCUGCAGCUGCUGUUCAAGGCUCCGACUCAUUGGGCGGCUUUCGUAUUAGACGCGUUCGAAACACACCUGAGGGAGGACCAACGCUCCGCAUCAAUGACUCAGCAUCUAGGAUACUCCUGGGCGAGGAAUCUCAAUCCGGCACUCCUGACAUGGGAGAUCUGAAUGUCACAUUGAAUCAGAAGGAGAGUGUUCCAGACCUCCCUGAGCCACCGGCAACGAAGGACCAGUCUCGACGGGCUAGUGCUUUGCUGACACGUCCCCUUUCAUUUGCAAGAAGCAUUACCGAGCGAUCUCAGGGUCAAUCUAAGCAUGGCGACGAUGAAGAGACCCAGAACCUGAUUGAAAACGACAAAAAUGAUGGAACCGAUCUGCCUGCAGAGCUUCCAGGAAGUGACUUGAGCAUUCGUGAAAAGCCCUCGUCUCAUUCUAUAGCCUCUGUGGAUGCAACCGAGGCGGCACCACUGGAUGUGACAGAAAAGCGGGGCAGUUUGUGCUUCAAUCAUUCGGACUGGCCCGGGAAAGAAUUCGCAGACUUCAAAAUCUCCAGUGACUGUCCACAACAGAGGGACGGUCCUUCACCUGACCCUUCUGCCGCCGAGGCAAGCAAACCAUCGUCAAGCCGAACUUCUGUGCGGUCGAGGCCGUCCACCAUUGUUCUACGUCAAGCACCAACCAAAGAGAUAUCACCCUUUCUCUUUCAGGACCUUGAACAAGAAAAGGCAAGUCAGCAGAAAUAUCUCAGAGACAUCCUGGACGACACAAAAGGCUCGGAAAGUGACAGGGCGUCAGGCUCAGACUUUCCGCCUCGUACAUCUUCACGGAAGCCCAAGCCACCGCCAAUCAUCGUAUCUUCGCCAGAGCGUGGACCACCGGACGGGCAGGGAUCAGCCCGAGCAGCGAGAGCAUAUGAGGUCGAUCCGACUAUUUUUCCAGAACCAAAGAAUGUGAAGGCGUUUUCCCAGAGUAUCAGUCCGAAAACCGAUUCAUCCAAACCACGCAAAGCCCCGCACAAGCUGUCCUAUACGCCCUCGUCGAGCAGCAGGAAGGUCAUUUCCAACAUUCGCGGUCUCUUUCACAAACGAUCAGUGGAUUCCAGUGCAGGGUCGGAUAUUACGUCUUCCGGCAAAGCCCAUCUCCAGGGCUCUCUGCGACGCAAGCCAGCACCGGGGGGGCUUAGACUGACCAAUCCCCUGUCGUCGGACUCUUCAAGAACCACCGGGCUGAACCCGAAUGACACUCAUUACAAGAACGCAACCCCGGGAGGACGACCGGUCUUGCGCAACCCUUUCAUCAGCCCUACCACUCCAUUCACAGCGACUGUCAGACCGUCUCCUCCUCCAACUUCCCCAUCGCCGUCGAAUAUUGCUUCUCCUUCGCUCUCGUCUGGAUCUGCAACAUCCCCGACCACUUCGCCCUCGUUGUCUUCAGCAACAAGCCUUACACAUACACUGCUCGACCUCGCACGGGCCGAAGCCGACCCUCAACGUAAAACAGCUCUCAUCGAACUGUCGAAGACUAUGGUGGGAGUGGUCAAUGCGGCGCGAGACGCGGAAAAGGCAAUGGAGAAAGCGAAGAUGGAGGCCGCUCGGGCGGAGGUGUCCUGGCUCAAAGUCCAGAAGGAGGUCAGUACUGUCGAGGUCUCUAUGAGAGGUCUGUUGGAGCGAAGUACACCGCGGGAGGCAUAG